Messenger RNA from Pseudo-nitzschia multistriata, 1065 nucleotides. The record is from the annotation of a GenBank genome assembly. NCBI's taxonomy places the organism in Eukaryota, Bacillariophyta, Bacillariophyceae, Bacillariales, Bacillariaceae.
GUAACACGGACGAACGAAUCGAACGGAACGGGGUUGCCUGUCGACAGGAGCUAGUGGUGACACGCUAGAAUUUGGUACGUACCCUUUGCGAUCAAAUGGUUGCGCAAGCUGGUUGUGGAUGCUAGAGUUGGAUUGUGCCUUUGAUGCCAAUUUGUUCUAAUGCAAUGGUGUUCUGUAGUCUUGCUCUUGGUUUCUCGUUAUCUCGGGCAUUUCUUUCUCUCCCCGCGUGAAUUUUCAAUUUUCAAACACGCACCCAGCCUCGCCCCCUCCAGGACCGCAUUGGAACCGCAUCGCCGUUUUUCGUGUCAACACUAUUCUUUCUCCUGGCGCAGCACGCCACCCCUCAUUUUUUCGUCUUCAACCUGGACCGGUAGCGCAUGGAAAACCCGAAAUUCGCGUGCACAGCCCAAGGAAAUAUAUGCGGUGCAAUGCAUGGAGCGCGCGAAAGGUCGGCAUGGGGUUUUCUUUCUCCGGUUCGCGAUCUCGAUGAUGAUGAUGAUUCAUUCUUUCUUCCUUCCAUGACUAACGGUUGUUCUGUUCUGAAAGCCCAACGCAUUUUCAUUGGGUUUCCUCCCUAAAUUAUCUAGAAGAAGAAUUUAAUCGCUUGUGUUGGGUUUGGGGGGCGAAAAAGAAGCAUUUUGAUUGGUCAUCUUCAUUUCCCGAGAAGAAGUUUGAUUGGUUAGAAAGUUGACAUUCUUCUUCUGUAGGUUCGAAUGUGCAAGCUGCUCAUGAUGAUUCGUUAGUUUCGUCAUUGUUGACUGUUUCUCAAGCUUUUACCGUAUGUUGUUCGUGUCUUUUCGAGCAAUGCCAUGGAAUACUGGCAUACCGUACAGUUCUCUUUGACUCGCGGCGGCACGGGAGAGGUGAUCGGCUUUGACGCGGUAUGUUGUCGGUUUGUUGCCACCGGAAGAAGUUGCUUCCGAUCGCUUCCAGUCGCAGUCACGGGGAAUACGGUAGAAAUUAGAAAUUCGAAUCGGUUUUAGGAGGAAAAAUAAAUUAUCAUACCGAUACCAGCAGUAAAGAAGUACUAGUAGCAGUAGACGUAUGCAAGAGACUUGCACACAC